Cucurbita maxima (winter squash) is the source of this 3138-nucleotide messenger RNA. RefSeq names its product molybdenum cofactor sulfurase. The transcript is spliced from 22 exons. Bases 276 to 2822 code for a protein of 848 amino acids. Gene Ontology annotation, biological process: Mo-molybdopterin cofactor biosynthetic process. Gene Ontology annotation, molecular function: molybdenum cofactor sulfurtransferase activity; molybdenum ion binding; pyridoxal phosphate binding. Lineage: Eukaryota; Viridiplantae; Streptophyta; Magnoliopsida; Cucurbitales; Cucurbitaceae. The record is from RefSeq and is a predicted model, not a curated record.
AAAAAAGAAAAAAAGAAAAAAGAAAUCGACAUGUCGACCUGUGUUAUUAUGUCCAGCACGAUUUAAUGCGGUAUGUAGUUCAUCAGCAAUCGAGUGGCGGUAACAAAGACGUCGACGUGUACAGCAAAGCAGUCGAAUCGUAACUAUCGAAACCAACCAUCGCUAUUCGAGCUCCGACGCCUUCGCUUCGGAACAUUUUCGUCAUUUCCGAUUCCAUCUCGUUCGGUGUCUCUGAUUCUCACAGCUCCAGUAUUGUAUGAACUAAGAAGCUGAUCAUGGACGCCGCCAAGGAAGAGUUUCUCAAGGAGUUCGGUCGAGAUUACGGCUAUUCUGGCGCUCCUAAGACAAUUGAUGAAAUUCGAGCCACUGAGUUUAAGCGCCUAGAAGGUGUUGCAUAUUUGGACCAUGCAGCAGCAACUCUGUAUUCCGAGCUACAGAUGGAAGCGAUCCUUAAAGAUCUAACUGCUAAUAUCUAUGGAAAUCCUCAUAGCCAAAGUGAUUCUAGCUUUGCCACUUCUGACAUUGUAAGGAAUGCUCGCCAACAGGUCCUUGACUAUUUCAAAGCAUCUCCUAAAGACUACAAAUGCAUAUUUACUUCUGGUGCAACAGCAGCACUAAAAUUAGUUGGCGAAGCUUUCCCAUGGAGUCACCAAAGCAACUUUGUGUACACAAUGGAGAAUCAUAACAGUGUUAUUGGAAUCAGGGAAUAUGCUCUUGAACAAGGAGCUCAAGCUUAUGCCAUAGAAAUUGAAGAUACAGAACGAGAUGCAUUCACAGGAAAUAUUGCGUCUGUGCAAGUAACGAAGCACCAGAUGCUAAGGAGAAAUGAAGCCAAGUUUCUGGCUAAAAAUCAUACAGGUAGCGCGUAUAAUUUGUUUGCCUUCCCUUCAGAGUGCAAUUUCUCUGGUUUAAAAUUUAGUCUUGAAUUGGUGAAGACUGUGAAGGAAGAUUCGAUUAGAUACUCUGAUGGCUCUCCAUCUUCUAAUGGACACUGGAAGGUUUUAAUAGAUGCUGCAAAAGGAUGUGCGACAGAACCACCAGAUUUAUCGAAGUAUCCUGCUGAUUUUGUUGUCUUCUCUUUCUAUAAGCUGUUUGGGUAUCCAACUGGACUUGGAGCUCUCAUUGUUCAUACUGAUGCUGCCAAGUUGUUGAAGAAAACUUACUUUAGUGGAGGCACGGUUGCAGCUUCAAUUGCUGACAUUGACUUUGUCAAGCAACGAGAGGGCAUCGAGGAACUCUUUGAAGAUGGUACAAUCCCAUUUCUGAGCAUAGCGUCUCUAUGCCAUGGGUUCAAAAUUUUAAAUUCUCUAACUAUACCUGCAAUAUCUCGGCAUACCUCAUCCCUUGCCACAUACUUGAGGAACGUACUUGCGGCUUUGAGACAUGAAAACGGAACAAGGGUAUGCACUCUCUAUGGAAGUUGCUCUUCCAAGACACUAUGUAACAAAAUGGGUCCUUUAGUCUCAUUCAACUUGAGACGACCGGAUGGAUCUUGGGUUGGUCAUCGCGAAGUGGAAAAACUGGCCUCUUUGUAUUCGAUUCAGUUAAGGACAGGAUGUUUUUGUAAUCCGGGUGCCUGUGCAAAGUAUCUUGAUCUAUCUCAUUUGGAUCUUGUUACAAAUAUUGAGGCAGGCCAUAUCUGCUGGGAUGAUAAUGAUAUAAUUAACGGAAAACCAUCUGGUGCAGUGAGGGUAUCCUUGGGGUACAUGUCAACGUAUGAAGAUGUCAAGCAGAAAUUCAUUGAUUUUGUGACAAGUUCCUUUGUCUCGAUGCCAACUCAUUCUAGAGAUUUACAAUUUUGCGGAAGGUCCAUCCCUUUCACUGACACAGGUUUUGAGAGCAGAUAUUCAGCUUUUGGAGUUGACCUCAAGUCUAUUACUGUCUAUCCAAUAAAAUCGUGUGCAGGAUUCAGCACAGAUAGAUGGCCGUUAAGCAGUCGAGGGCUUCUUUAUGAUCGGGAGUGGCUACUUCAAAGCCUGACUGGUGAAACUCUUACACAGAAGAAGGUUCCGGAAAUGUGUCUUAUACAUACUUAUAUCGACCUCAGUCAGGGAAUAUUGUUUAUCAACUCCCCACGUUGCAAAGAGGGACUGCAGAUCAUCUUGAAUUCAAAUUCUAGCAAUGGAAAGAGAGAAGAAAUAAGUUUGCGUGGUCAGAUAUAUCAAGUCCAGGGUUAUGACAAGGAAGUUGAUACUUGGUUUAGUGCUGCUAUUGGUCGACCAUGUACUUUGUUGCGCCAUUUAAGUUCCAGUCAUUGUGUCAGCUUGGAUGAAAGAGACAGUGUUGGUACCUGUCGAGAAUCACGAACUUGCUUGAAUUUUUCCAAUGAAGCACAGUUCUUGUUGAUAUCCGAGGAGAGUGUAUCAGACCUCAAUAACAGAUUGAAUUCAACAGAUGUUGGAAAGGACGUUCGUAGAACAUCAGUUCAAGUUAAUCCUAUGAGGUUCCGGCCAAAUCUUGUCAUAUCUGGUGGCAGACCUUACGCUGAAGAUGAGUGGAUAAAUAUUAAAAUUGGCAACAAGUCCUUCAGAUCUUUAGGUGGAUGCAACCGUUGCCAGAUGAUCAAUUUUGCAACCGACGCUGAACAGGUCCUGAAGACAAAUGAACCUUUAUCUACUUUAGCAUCUUAUCGGAGGGUGAAGCAGGGGAAGAUUUUAUUUGGGAUACUGCUGAGAUAUGAAUGUGAGGCCGAAGAAGGAAACAGCAAUAACUCGUGGCUUCAGGUGGGAGAAAGUAUAAUCCCAGAUUCUAAGCAGCUUGGAGACACACGUCGUAUACAUGCCGACAUGGUAGUGUGUCAAGUAGGGAAGUCUUCUCGCUAAGCAUGGCUGAAGAUUAGUUGAAGUAUUCAGGUGUAGAGAAAUCCUAAAAAAUAAUGCAGUUAUCUUGGAGACGGAACAACUCCCUUAGUAUUAAAAAAGACACCAAUUUGAUGGUCAUAAAAGAUGGACAUUUCUCUACAAAUAUUGGUAUUCAACAUUCCUCUUUUAAUUUCUAUUAGAGGAAGAUGGCCUGCUCGCCUUCCAUCACAAGUUCUGACGCUGAACUUCAAGAAUAAGGAUGACGAUGUAAGCCUUUCUUAAACAAUGUAUUUAUUACUAUUUUAUGUUUUAUUAAAGGUUUGAAUUCACAAAAGUA